Molecule: messenger RNA, 870 nt
Organism: Aureobasidium namibiae CBS 147.97
Lineage: Eukaryota; Fungi; Ascomycota; Dothideomycetes; Dothideales; Saccotheciaceae
Product: deoxyribose-phosphate aldolase
Exons: 2
Coding region: 1-870 (289 amino acids)
Biological process (GO): deoxyribonucleotide catabolic process; carbohydrate catabolic process
Cellular component (GO): cytoplasm
Molecular function (GO): deoxyribose-phosphate aldolase activity
Source: RefSeq, a predicted model, not a curated record
AUGACAACGACGAGAUACACAGAAUCGGAAUGGCGCGCCAUCAUCUCAGAUCUUGCGCGCGAGCUGCAAGUCUACGAGCAGGACUACUGCCCUGACAUUGACAGAAUCGACAUUGCACGCACCAUCGACCACACGCUGCUCAAACUGGACGCAUCACCCAAGCAGAUCGACGAGCUAUGUGCAGAGGCCAGAGUCGCCAACUUUGCUAGCGUCUGCGUCCGACCAAACUACGUCGCCCAAGCCCACGCCAACCUCAAAGGCAGCAACGUACUUAUCGCCAGCGUCAUCGGCUUCCACCAAGGCACCCAAGACACAUACUACAAACUGCAAGAAACACGCAUGGCCCUCGCCGCCGGCGCCCACGAACUCGAUGUGGUGGUCAACUGGCCUUUGCUCAAACAACAAGAGUACAGCGAAAUCUACCACGAACUCGCGCUCAUACGAUCCAUGGCUCCCCCGCCCACGGUGCUCAAACUCAUCUUUGAGACGUCGCAGUUGGGGUCGAGGGAUAUUGUUGCUGCGUGUGCUGUUGCGUCGGCUGCGAAUUUCGACUUUGUAAAGACGUCGACUGGGUUCCUUGGGCAUGGUGCCAAGGUCGAGCAUGUGAGGCUCAUGCGAGCUGCUUGCGAUCAUCUAGCGGACAAGCGCACAGAUCGUCACAGGAUGCAGGUCAAGGCUAGUGGAGGUGUCAGGACUGUGGAAGAUGCAACUACCAUGUUGAAGGCUGGUGCCAGCAGAUUGGGCAGCAGUGGCGGUGUGUGGAUCGUCAAGGAGAGCAAGGACAAGGAGGUCAGGAAGUCGAGUCCUGUGCACAGUGAGAGGAGAAACUCGAGGCCUACCAUGUCUACACGACUCUUUACCGACUACUGA